AUUAAAAAAAACCCACAUUUUACCUAAGAAUAAAACAAUUCUAUGUCGCCCUGUAUCGGCCUCUUACCGUGGCUUUUAUCAUCCAGUAAGACGGGUAGCUAGAUAUGAUAUAAACCACAGAUUAGAAAACGAUAUAAAAACAAACGUUAUUGUUUUACUGAAUAACAAAAAAGCGAUUAUAAUCAUGCGGAUACUAGCCCUGGUGAUUUUUGUUGGCAUAGCCUCAGCUGAAGGAACCCGCAUUGUUGGCGGAGACCCCACUACCAUCGACAAAUACCCGUCGAUAGUUCAAGUGGAUGGUCUGGGAUUCUUCUCGGGAGUAUGGGGCCAGAUCUGCGCUGCCAAUAUCCUCAACGUCUUGUAUGUCCUGUCAGCUGCACACUGCUUUCUUGGAGCGUUGUACACUCCGCAAAGACGCCGCAUCAGGGCUGGUAGUACAUUCCGUAACGCCAGUGGUAUUAUCCUGGAAGUCGAUCGUGAAUUCAAUCAUCCUACCUAUGGCUUGCUCGAUCACGACGGAGACAUUACAGUUGUUCGUUUGAGAACCCCAUUCGUGUACAGUAAUGUCAUUCAGCCGGGAGCAAUCGUCAUGCCGAAUUACGAGGUACCGGAUAACCAGCCCGUCGUCCACGCCGGCUGGGGGGCCACAAGUCAAGGAGGCGAGGCGUCUGAUGUACUUUUGGACGUCACAAUCUACACUGUGAACAGGCAGUUAUGCGCUGAUAGAUACUCCACCCUGGGUGAUAUUAUAACCGAGAACAUGAUUUGCGCUGGUAUUUUGGACGUGGGCGGCAAGGACGCCUGCCAAGGUGACUCUGGGGGUCCACUGUAUUUCCAUAACGUGCUUGUUGGUGUGGUUUCCUGGGGAGAAGGCUGCGCGAACAAUACCUUCCCCGGAGUCAGUGCCGCGGUGUCUCCAUACACUCAAUGGAUCGUCGACACGGCUGUUUAAAUUAAUUACAAAUAAAUUACCUACAAUGUU
Messenger RNA from Bombyx mori (domestic silkworm), 982 nucleotides. RefSeq names its product trypsin, alkaline C. The transcript has 4 exons. NCBI's taxonomy places the organism in Eukaryota, Metazoa, Arthropoda, Insecta, Lepidoptera, Bombycidae. Gene Ontology annotation, biological process: proteolysis. Gene Ontology annotation, molecular function: serine-type endopeptidase activity. The record is from RefSeq and is a predicted model, not a curated record. Bases 185 to 952 code for a protein of 255 amino acids.